Molecule: messenger RNA, 1017 nt
Organism: Kockovaella imperatae
Lineage: Eukaryota; Fungi; Basidiomycota; Tremellomycetes; Tremellales; Cuniculitremaceae
Product: HAD-like domain-containing protein
Exons: 8
Coding region: 89-1003 (304 amino acids)
Source: RefSeq, a predicted model, not a curated record
AGUCGGAGACGCAGAUCGUCAGAGUCACCUCCAAGGGCAUGUUGACAUCCUCAGGCGGAGGUCUGUGGAUGAUCAAGGAAAUCACACAAUGAGCAUCACUUUGAGGGGCUCGUUACGAUUGAGGGCUGUGUCUCUCAAGUUAUCAUAUCAUAUCGUUCCUCGACGGCCCAUGGCCUCAUCCUCCAGCACAGCUGCCGGACCGGUCCGGCUAGUCCUGUUCGAUAUCUUUGAUACGCUAUGCACGCCUCGUAUGCCAAUUUAUGAGCAAUAUCAUGAGGAAGUCCUAAAGACGUCAUUACACUCGAGCUCCAUAUCACCCGAGAGCAUAAGACAGGGAUUCAAGAUAGCGUAUAAAGAGAUGAACCAAAUCUGGCCGCUGUACGGGAAACACACCGAUCCUCCAACUGCACCGGAGGACUGGUGGGCGGAAUUGAUACGGAGAUGUAUGGUACAUGCCGGCGGCGACGAGCAAGAGGUACUGCAGGUGAUGCCUCGCUUAGGCCCAGCUCUACUUGAGCGUUUCGAAAGUGAUGAAGGGUAUGAACCAUUCCCGGAAGCCCUUACAACUCUGGUCAGAUUAAGACGAAAGGGCGUCAAGGUUUCUCUAGUGUCCAAUGCUGAUCCUCGCAUACUGAAGACACUUGACGCCCUGAGCAUCACCCAUCUCUUGUCUUACCCUCCCACUCUCUCAUGGGAUGUGGAAUUGUCGAAGCCCGAUCCAGCAAUAUUCCAGAAAGCCUGCGAAUCUUGCGGCGAGAGCGUAGGAGAGGGAGUAAUCAUGGUUGGAGACGAGCUCAAAGCGGACUACCGCGGGGCAAUAAAUGCUGGACUGGAGGCCAGACUCAUACGGCGGCCGGGCGAGUGGAGUGAUGGAGCAGUACGAGCGCCAGAGGAAGAUUUGCAAGGCGUACACGUCAUACGAGAUCUCGACGAGGUCGUCCAGGAGGUUGACCGCCGUAAUCUUACACAAAACCCCGGCCGUCCGCCCGACAAACCUGCAUGAGCAGGACGUGCCGA